Molecule: messenger RNA, 2082 nt
Organism: Oncorhynchus keta (chum salmon)
Lineage: Eukaryota; Metazoa; Chordata; Actinopteri; Salmoniformes; Salmonidae
Product: serine/threonine-protein phosphatase 6 catalytic subunit-like
Exons: 7
Coding region: 89-868 (259 amino acids)
Biological process (GO): G1/S transition of mitotic cell cycle; peptidyl-serine dephosphorylation
Cellular component (GO): cytoplasm
Molecular function (GO): protein serine/threonine phosphatase activity
Source: RefSeq, a predicted model, not a curated record
AGCACAAGGCAAAUUAUUCAUUAAAUCCGCUAGACUGAACCAAACAUGUAGGCGAAGGGUAGAAACAAUUUAGCGAACAGCUGAUACAAUGGCGCCUCUGGACCUGGAUAAAUACGAGGAGAUUGCCAAGCAGUGUAAAUAUUUACCUGAAAACGACCUCAAGAGGUUAUGUGACUAUGUAUGUGACCUAUUGCUAGAGGAAUCCAAUGUCCAACCUGUGUCCACACCAGUGACAGUGUGUGGGGAUAUACACGGGCAGUUUUAUGAUCUGUGUGAACUCUUCAGAACUGGAGGACAGGUCCCAGACACAAACUAUAUUUUCAUGGGUGAUUUUGUUGACCGGGGAUAUUACAGCUUGGAGACACUCACAUACCUGCUGGUGUUAAAAGCGAAAUGGCCUGACCGCAUCACACUUUUAAGAGGAAACCACGAAAGCAGGCAGAUAACCCAAGUGUAUGGAUUUUAUGAUGAAUGCCAAACCAAAUAUGGAAAUGCAAAUGCCUGGCGCUACUGUACCAAAGUAUUUGAUAUGUUAACAGUUGCAGCGCUGAUGGAUGAGCAGAUUCUGUGUGUUCAUGGGGGCCUCUCCCCGGACAUAAAGACCCUGGACCAGAUCAGAACCAUUGAGCGGAACCAAGAGAUCCCCCACAAGGGAGCAUUCUGUGACCUUGUGUGGUCAGACCCCGAGGAUGUGGACACCUGGGCCAUCAGCCCCAGGGGAGCUGGGUGGCUGUUUGGUGCAAAGGUCACCAAUGAGCUUCACCUGGAAUGCUUUUCCAACAGUCAUGAAGGAGUUCCCACAUAUGCUGAGCACUUGCUGGCUGCUUUUCCUUCACUCUGCAGUCCAACUCAUCCCAAACAAUCUUAAUUGGGUUGAGGUCGGGUGAUUGUGGAGGCCAGGUCAUCUUAUGCAGCACUCCAUUACUCUCCUUCUUGGUCAAAUAGCCCUUACACAGCCUGGAUGUGUGUUGGGUCAUUGUCCUGUUGAAAAACAAAUGAUAGUCCCACUAAGCACAAACCAGAUGGGAUGGCAUAUCGCUGCAGAAUGCUGUGGUAGCCAUGCUGGUUAAGUGUGCCUUGAAUUCUAAAUAAAUCACUGACCGUGUCACCAGAAAAGCACCAUCACACCUCCUCCUCCAUGCUUCACGGUGGGAACCACACAUGCCAAGAUCAUCCCUUCACCUACUCUGCGUCUCACAAAUCCACGACUGUUGGAACCAAAACAUCUUAAAUUGGACUCAUCAGACCAAAGGACAGAUUUCCACCGGUCUAAUGUCCAUUGCUCGUGUUUCUUGGCCCAAGCAAGUCUCUUCUUAUUAUUGGUGUCCUUUAGUAGUGUUUUUUUGGCAGCAAUUUGACCAUGAAGGCCUGAUUCAAGCAGUCUUCUCUGAACAGUUGAUGUUGAAAUGUGUCUGUUACUUGAACCCUGUGAAGCAUUUAUUUGGGCUGCAGUUAGAGAUGAACUUAUCCUCUGCAGCAGAAGUAACUCUGGGUCUUCCUUUCCUGUGACGGUCCCCAUUAUAGCCAGGUUUUUGCAACUGCACUUGAAGAAACCUUCAAAGUUCUUGAAAUUGUCCCUGAUUGACACAUUCAUGUCUUAAAGUAAUGAUGGACUGUCAUUUCUCUUAGCCCUAUUUGGUAAAAUAGCUCAAAUAAGCAAUCUUUCUGUAUACCACCCCUACCUUGUCACAACACAAUUGAUUGGCUCAAAUGCAUUAAGAAGGAAAGAAAUUCCACAAAUGAUUUUAACAAGGCACACCUGUUAAUUGAAAUGCAUUCCAGGUGACUACCUCAUGAAGCUGGUUGAGAGAAUGCCAAGAGUGUGCAAAGCUGUCAUCCAGGCAAAGAGUGGCUACUUUGAAGAAUCUCAAAUAUAAAAUAUAUUUUGAUUUGUUUAACACUUUCUGGUUACUAUAUGAUUCCCAUUUGUGUUUUUUCAUAGUUUUGAUGUCUUCACUAUUAUUCUACAAUGUAGAAAAUAGUAAAAAUUAAGAAAAACCUUUCAAUGAGUAGGUGUGUCCAAACUUUUGACUGGUACUGUACAUGAAAUGGGUAAUAGUAAUGUUUUUUUUCUCACAUUCA